Molecule: messenger RNA, 1032 nt
Organism: Capsicum annuum
Lineage: Eukaryota; Viridiplantae; Streptophyta; Magnoliopsida; Solanales; Solanaceae
Exons: 3
Coding region: 1-1032 (343 amino acids)
Molecular function (GO): zinc ion binding
Source: RefSeq, a predicted model, not a curated record
AUGUGUAUCGAGUGUAGUGAAUAUGAUUCGGUUGCGUUAACAAUUGUUGAAAUGGAUAAUCAGUAUGCUCUAUAUGUGGCUAAAAUGGAAGUUAAAAACUUCAUUACUGAUUGUAAGAAUACUGAAAUAAUGGUGAGUCAGAUAUACAAGGAUAAGGAAACUCUUGUUUCAGUAAUGGCUAGACACACAAUAGCGAAUGGAUUCAACACAAAAGCGAAACGAUCCGACAAAAAAAGCUAUGUACUCAUUUGUCAUAACGAAGAUUGUCAGUGGGUCAUGAAGGCCUCUUGUAUGAAUGAAUCGAAAUUGUUUGUGAUUAAAAUAUUUAUUUCGGAGCAUAGUUGCAGUCUUAGGGACCGAGUGCUGAAUAAUAUGGUUGCGACAAGUAAUUUUGUGAGUGAAUUUACUGCUCCAAAAUUAAUCAAUCACAAAAGAAUACACACCCCCGCGGACAUUAUCGAAGAGAUGAAAGUUAUUUAUGGAGUCGAUAUUAACUACAUGAAAGCAUGGCGCGCAAAAGAGAAGGCGAUUGUGAUGCUUAGAGGUGGACCAGCAGAUGGAUAUAGAAAAAUACCCCGUUAUAUAUAUAUGUUGAACCAAGUGUAUCCCCAAUCGCACAUUCAGAUGCAUAAGGCAACAGAUAACGAGUUUAAAGACUUGUUUAUUGCAUUGCGUUCGAUGAUUAGGGGUUUUGAAUUUUGUAGACCUGUUGUUGUUGUUGACGGGGCAUAUUUAAGCGGUCCAUAUGAAGGAACAUCUGUAUCAGCAAGCACAUUAGAUGGUGUAGAUAUUGAGCGUGGCACGUGCAAGUGUGGUCGCUAUCAAAUUGAUGAAAUACCUUGUCCACAUGAAAUUGUCGUAUUAAAAAGUAAAAAUGUGGAUGUAAAGGAUUAUGGUCGUUAUUGCUCUGAAUUGUACAAGCCACAAACCACAGUGAAGACAUAUGAACUCCCGAUAGUUCCAAUGCCCGACAAAAAGGAUUGGAAUGUUCCAUGUUUUGUUGGUGAUGAAGAAGUUUUGCCGCCCAAAUAA